Haemorhous mexicanus (house finch) is the source of this 2283-nucleotide messenger RNA. It is a transcript of the gene TBXA2R, whose product is annotated as thromboxane A2 receptor. Lineage: Eukaryota; Metazoa; Chordata; Aves; Passeriformes; Fringillidae. Gene Ontology annotation, molecular function: thromboxane A2 receptor activity. Gene Ontology annotation, biological process: positive regulation of vasoconstriction; positive regulation of blood pressure; positive regulation of cytosolic calcium ion concentration. Gene Ontology annotation, cellular component: plasma membrane. The record is from RefSeq and is a predicted model, not a curated record. Bases 1056 to 2114 code for a protein of 352 amino acids. The transcript has 4 exons.
GAUGGGCGCUGCAGCCUCUCACUGCCGAGCGGGUGCCAGGAGAAGCUGCCUGGGCAUCCAGCUGAGCGCCGAGCCGCGGUGCCGCUUGCUCGCCUUGACGGGAUGUCCCCGCGGGCCCCGCGGACUCGGGCGCUCCCAGCUCCGAGGCCAGGGCCGAGCUGUGCCCUCCUCGGCGGAGCACGGGCAGCAGCGACGGGGGCUAUCCCUCCUAGGACCAUGGGAGGGAGGAAACACUGCCUGGGGACGUGCCACCGCUGCUGGUCUCGGGUUUGGACAGCGCAGCGACAUCCCGAGCUCGGACCUGCCGGGCUGGGAAAAGCCCCGGGAGGUGAAUCCCCCAGGGCAGGGACGGCCGGGGCUGCGGGGGCCCCAGGGACCCCAGCCUUCGGCCACCCCAGCACCCUCGCCUCCAGCCCGCCCGGGCAUGGACUCGCUCGAGUAAAGGAGUGAGUAACGGGGAGAGAGCGCAGCCUCGACCGGACCCAGCCGCGGGUGCCUCCGCCAGGGGGUCUUCGGGAGCCGACACCGGCGCGGCUGCACCGGAGGGGCACUGCCGGGUCGCCGGGGCGCUGCCCGGACCGGGGGCGAUGGGGCCGGGGGGCACCCCUGCCUGAAGGCCCGUCCCGAGCAGGGAGGGAGCGGAGAGGGACGGGGCCGGUUCCGGGGGCGCGGCGAGCCCGGCCCUUCCCCCGCCCCGCGGUGGAGCUGAGCCGAGCCGGGCUGAGCCGAGCCGAGCUGAGCCGACCCGAGCCGGGUGGGUCCCGCCGGCAGCGAGGCCAGGCCAACUUCUUCAGGAGCAGGUCCUUGUGGGUCCAGAGAGGAACACUGAUGCUCUGCCAAGUCCUCAUCCCCAUGGCCUUUCCUGUCCUGGCUGAUGACCUCGACCUGAUUUGAUGCCCCAGAGCCCCAGGCUGGAGGGAGGAGGCAGUGGGACCACACCCAUCCCUGACAGGGCAAGGUGGGAUUGGUGCCGGCAGCGGCGGGGGGCUCCGGCCAUGGAGCAGAGCCAGGCGGGGGCCUGAGGCUGCUGGAAGGAGCAGAAGCGGGUGCAGGACAUGGAGCCCCCCAACAGCAGCACGGCCGGGCAGGCGAACUCGUGCUUCGGGGUGUUCAAUGCCAGCGAUGGCCGUGCCAGUGCACAGAACAGCAUCGCCUCUCCCUGGUUCUCAACAGCUUUCGGCCUCAUCGGCCUCUGCUCCAACCUCUUUGCCCUCUGCGUCCUGGUCAGCUCCUCCCGCAAGCUCUCCAGCCAGGCCCGCUCCUCCUUCCUCAUCUUCCUCUGUGGGCUGGUGGUCACAGACUUCAUGGGGCUGCUGGUGACAGCCUCGGUCAUCAUCCCCUACCACUUCACCAAGUUCUCCUGGGCCGAGGUCGACCCUGGCUGCCACCUCUGCAACUUCCUCGGCUUCUCCAUGGUCUUCUUUGGGCAGUGCCCGCUGCUGCUGGGGGCCACCAUGGCCGGGGAGCGCUUCUUGGGCAUCAACCGCCCCUUCUCCCGCUCCACCAGCCUCUCCAAGCGCCGUGCCUGGGCCAUCGUGGGGCUGGUGUGGGGCUUCUCCUGCUUGCUGGGACUGCUGCCGCUGUUCGGGCUGGGGCGCUACACGCUGCAAUUCCCCGGCUCCUGGUGCUUCCUCACCCUCCUGCCCGACACUGGUGACAUUGUCUUCUGCCUGCUCUUUGCACUGCUGGGCAUCCUCUCCGUGCUGCUCUCCUUCAUCCUCAACACCGUCAGCGUGGUCACGCUCUGCCGCGUCUACCACGUCCGCGAGUCCGUGCAGCGGCGUCGUGACAGCGAGGUGGAGAUGAUGGUGCAGCUCGUGGGCAUCAUGAUCAUUGCCACCAUCUGCUGGAUGCCCCUCCUGAUCUUCAUUGUCCAGAUGGUCUUGCAGCACCUGCCUGGCCAGGCCCAGGUGCUGCCCACGGACACGCAGGAAAUGCUGCUGAUCUACAUCCGCAUGGUCACCUGGAACCAGAUCCUGGACCCCUGGGUGUACAUCCUGUUCCGCCGGGCCGUGCUGCAGCGCGUGUACCCCCGGCUGCCCCCCCGGCCCUCCAUUGCCUCCCUCAGCCCCUCCCUGCCCCGCAAGCUCACCACUGGAUCCGUGCUGCAGUAGCACCCUGGGGACGGGCACUGGGCCAGGGGACAUGGCCAUCCCCCCCUCACCCACGGUGGAUCCUCAUCACCUGCAUCCAGGGCCUUCCCCUGCACAAGCCUGAUAGCCAAGGGGCUGUCAGGGGGCUGCUUCCCCCUCCCCGUCCUCAAUAAAGCACAACUGGUGCAGC